UACAUAAACCGGAAGCAGCGUUGUUUUGUUAUUGUCACAUUUUUCUCCUAGACAAGUCGUUCGGGUAUUAUCAAAUCGCAUGGUAAUUCCCACAUUUACCAUUUGUUACACUGCAAAUGAGCGUCUGGCCUCAGUAAAAGUGAUCUGCUAACGUUAGACAGGUCAGAUGAUUCUUGUGCCCUGGAACAGGAACUAGAAGCAUUUUUUUGCGCUCCGUACUUCAAGGAUGGCGGCAAAUGAUGGAGAGGAGGCUACUGUAUCUCUGGUGGACGUGUUAGAAGAAGACGAAGAGCUGGAGAACGAAGCCUCUGCUGUUCUCGGUGGCAGUGAUUCAGAAAAAUGCUCAUAUCCAGAGGGUUAUGUAAAGCGUCAGGCUCUGUAUGCCUGUAACACCUGUACACCAAAGGGAGGAGAACCAGCUGGACUCUGUCUAGCAUGUUCUUACAAGUGCCAUGAAGGCCAUGAUCUUUUUGAGCUUUAUACCAAGAGGAACUUCCGAUGUGAUUGUGGAAAUGACAAGUUUGGGGAAAUGGAAUGCAAGCUAUUUGCGGAUAAAGAUAAAUUCAAUUCAGGGAACAAAUACAGCCACAAUUUCUUUGGCAUGUAUUGCACAUGUGACAGACCCUACCCAGAUCCAGAGGAUGAGGUUCCAGAUGAGAUGAUCCAGUGUGUCUCGUGUGAAGACUGGCUUCAUGGUCGGCAUUUGGGUUGUGUAGUGCCAGAUUGUGUGGAGCUACAGGAAAUGAUUUGUGAGACUUGCAUGAAUAAAGCACCUUUCCUUUGGACAUACGCUGCAGAUAUAGCAGUGCCAUUCAUAACAAAAGUCAGUCCAUGCAAAGAAGAGGAGGAUGUAAAGGUGGAACUUGAUGAUGAAGAAGAGAAGAAGAUUAAAGAGGAAAACCCAAAGAACCCAGUGGAUGAGAAGGUCCAGGUCAACGGGACAUCCUGUAAGCGGAAACACCAGGAUGAAAUUGAAGGUUCCUCAGAGGAGGGCUCGUGCUCAGGUUGCAAGCUGAAAGAGAUGAAGGCUUCAGGAAGGAGCCGGACACAGCAGGGUGCCGUUUUCUGGCCUUCUGCCUGGCGCACCAAACUCUGCCUCUGCGCUGACUGCAAGCUCCUUUAUGCAGAUGCAGGAGUGUCAUUUCUCACAGAUGAGACCGAUACGGUCCUGGCAUAUGAGAACAAGGGCAAGUCCACAGAGCAGGCCGAACAAGCGGGUGCGGCCGAGGGCCGUGACCCCUUGAUGUCAGCCCUAAACAACUUGAAUCGUGUUCAGCAGUUGGAGAUCAUCCAUGAGUAUAAUGACAUGAAGACAGAACUGAAGGACUUCCUGCAAAGAUUUGCUGCAGAAGGCAAGGUGGUGACGCCCGAGGACAUUCGGGACUUUUUUGAACAGCAGCAAAGCCGUAAGAGACGAAGAGCCAACGCAGGCCAGUUUUAUUGCAGCUGAACCAUCCUACCCUACCAGCUUCAUCAUGUUGAUUUUCCAAGGACACCCCUAGAACAUUUUAUAAAAUAAAAACGCAGUUUAAAUCAGGCGCUGUAUUAUUUUGAGCGUGUAUGUAUGUCAGGUUCUGUGUUGUUGCUCUUACUGUAUUUUGUUAUAUUUUUCCAUUUCAAAUGUUUGGAGUUUGAGAUCAUGUUCAACAUGGUUUGAUUGGCUAUCUUAGUUUUUAGGAAAAAGAUUCAUGGAAAAGCACUUCUGUAAUGCCACAGUCAAUCCUGAGGAGGCACCGUUAUUUAUGGAAAGCUUUGGAAGUCAAGAUCACGUGACUGCAGUCAGUAUUAAUUCUGUAAAAUGUCUGGUGAGAUGCUUUGCAGCCCAUAGACAAAAUUAAGUUUGAAACAAACCUGUGGAAACACUGCAUGUUCCCAUAUAGGUUUUUCAUGUGAUUCAGUUAUCAUGACAGUAAUGACCACACAUAACCCUUUUUUAUUGUACCUUGUUUUCCUUGAUUUUUUUGUAGAUUCUGUUCCUUUUUAAUGUCCUGCCUUUGAAAAAAUAAACAUAAUACAUUUGA
Molecule: messenger RNA, 2021 nt
Organism: Misgurnus anguillicaudatus (oriental weatherfish)
Lineage: Eukaryota; Metazoa; Chordata; Actinopteri; Cypriniformes; Cobitidae
Gene: ubr7
Product: ubiquitin protein ligase E3 component n-recognin 7
Cellular component (GO): cytoplasm
Molecular function (GO): ubiquitin protein ligase activity; zinc ion binding
Source: RefSeq, a predicted model, not a curated record